Messenger RNA from Triplophysa dalaica, 1186 nucleotides. Its product is annotated as gastrula zinc finger protein XlCGF7.1-like. The coding region runs from base 109 to 945 and encodes 278 amino acids. The transcript is spliced from 2 exons. Gene Ontology annotation, molecular function: RNA polymerase II cis-regulatory region sequence-specific DNA binding; DNA-binding transcription factor activity, RNA polymerase II-specific. Lineage: Eukaryota; Metazoa; Chordata; Actinopteri; Cypriniformes; Nemacheilidae. Gene Ontology annotation, cellular component: nucleus. The record is from RefSeq and is a predicted model, not a curated record. Gene Ontology annotation, biological process: central nervous system development; regulation of transcription by RNA polymerase II.
AAAAUGUCACGUUUUCAUGUUAUUUUAACAGUUCGGUUUCAGCCUGAAUCAUGGUCUUAUGUUUUACAGUUAUUUCUAUCUUUAAAGACCUCUUCAAAUCAUCUGUAGAUGUCUGUUCCACUAAACCACACAGUGAUGUUCAGUGAAGACAUGAAUGAAGUUGAGGAGAAACAUCAGGGUCAGAAACCUCAGCUGGAAAUGUCUUCUAGUAGUUUGCAGAAGAACAAGAAUUUCUCUCCAAAAUGGAAACAAAGAACAGAAGCAGGCGAGCCGUUCACCUGCUCUCAGUGUGGAGAGAGUUUCAUAUACAAAUAUCAUCUUCGUGUUCACAUGAGAGUUCACACUGAAGAGCGACUGUACGAGUGUCCCAAGUGUGGAAAGAGUUUCAAACUCAAAUCAACGCUUGAGGAUCACAUGACAAUUCACACUGAGGCGCGCCGAUACACAUGUCCUCAGUGUGGAAAGAGUUUUAAACAGAAAUCAAAUCUUGAGGUGCACAUUAGAAUUCACACUGGAGAGCAACCAUACAUGUGUACUCAGUGUGGAAAGAGUUUUAAACAGAAAUCAAAUCUUAAGGAGCACAUCACGAUUCACACUGAAGAGCGCCCAUACUCAUGUAAUCAGUGUGGAAAGAGAUUCAAACGCAAAUCAAAUCUUGAGGAUCACAUGAAAAUUCACAGUGAAGAGCGCCCAUAUGCGUGUCCUCAGUGUGAAAAGAGUUUUAAACAGAAAUCAAAUCUUGAGAAGCACAUUAGAAUUCACACUGGAGAGCUACCAUACACAUGUCCUCAGUGUGAAAAGAGUUUCAGACACAAAUCAACGCUUGACAGGCACAUUAGAAUUCACACUGGAGAGCGUCCAUACACGUGUCCUCAGUGUGGAAAGAGUUUCAAACACAAGUCAUCGCUUGAGGACCACCUGAGGGGUCACACUGGAGGGCGCUGAGACACAUGUACUCAGUGUUGAAGGAAGAGUUUCAGACUGAAAUCAGAUUGUGAGGUCCACAUGAGAAUUCACACUGAGAACGUCUUCAGUGUGGAAAGAGUUUUGAUGUUAAUUUACUCAUCGAGAUGUUUUUUGCUGUAACCGGUGAUAUCAAGACCAGUUAAAAUGUGUACAAUUAACAAGACAUUAAUGAGGUUACUGUUUUUAAUUAAAUUCACAAUAAUGUAUCUAUAAAACUUUA